Serpula lacrymans var. lacrymans S7.9 is the source of this 606-nucleotide messenger RNA. RefSeq lists its product as uncharacterized. The record is from RefSeq and is a predicted model, not a curated record. Bases 135 to 341 code for a protein of 68 amino acids. The transcript is spliced from 2 exons. NCBI's taxonomy places the organism in Eukaryota, Fungi, Basidiomycota, Agaricomycetes, Boletales, Serpulaceae.
CAUGCUGAUUCACAAGAACCACUUCCACCAAUAAAAGAAGAAAACGAAGGGGGCACAUUCCUCACUCGGAUCUUUUCCGGGUGAGGAUCAGAGCGGUAGUUACAGAUGCACUGGAGAAGAACCCCCGGCUCCUCAUGCAAGCAACCGGGGAUGGCAGAACGUAUACGGAUGACUUAUUGAUUGCCUGGUCCCGACAUGAGGUGGGAAUGCCUCGUUGGCAUUCCUUUCAUAAUCUGUGGGCUAUGCUAAUCCGUGCUUGGUACCGGUACAAUCGUAUUGUCAUUGCACCGCUUACUGGGCUCAGGCAGCACAGGGUUUGUGUACCAGGCGGCCCUUGGUGACGAUGCGAUCUGCAAGGAUAUCGAUUUACGUUCAUGUGCUGUGAGGAUCGUCGUAAAGGGUACAUACGAGGAGAAGAAAGGCUGCCUUGAUCACCUGUGCAUGGAAUUUGAGGUCUAUCGCAGGAUCUCACAAGCAAAGAGAGACAGGCCACUAGCAGCAGUUAUGACACCAAAAUGCUACGGUUUAUACGCAUGCCAUGCUUGCGCUAAUUCUUGGCUAUGAAGGAGAAGCAUUCACAUGCGAGACAUAGGAAUCAUCAUCACC